Hydatigera taeniaeformis is the source of this 891-nucleotide messenger RNA. NCBI's taxonomy places the organism in Eukaryota, Metazoa, Platyhelminthes, Cestoda, Cyclophyllidea, Taeniidae. The record is from the annotation of a GenBank genome assembly.
CCUAUCACCCAGAAAAAAGUUAUUAAAGCUAAGAAAAUAAAGGAAGUGAAGACUCAAGAUGUGCCUUUACUUCCUGAGAAGGGCACGAAGGGUAAAGGGAGGUCCAAGGUUGCUCCUCUACCAGACAUAAUCAAAAAGAAAGUUGUUCCGGAGGUUAAGAAGCGUCCUCGGAAAAAUCCGCUUAUCCAAAAAAGGCCAAAGAAUUUUGGAAUCGGACAGGCCAUACAACCGCGUCGAAAUGUGUAUCGAUUCGUUAAGUGGCCCAAGUAUAUAGAGUUGCAGAGGAAAAAGGCUAUCUUGAAGAAACGUUUGAAGAUUCCCCCACCAAUCAAUCAGUUUUCGCAGGCUCUUGACCGUGCGACAUGUAAGAUAGUUUUUAACCUCUGCAGUAAAUACAGGCCACUUACCAAACAGGCUAAGAAGGCUCUACUCACGCAUCGUGCUCAAAAGCGUGCCGGUGGUGGUGCUGAUGUUCCCCAGGAGAAGCGGCCCUAUUUUAGAUCUGGUGUGCGUGAAGUUACUGCGUCGAUCAUGAGCAAGAAGGCUCAGCUGGUUCUCAUCGCCCAUGAUGUUGACCCGAUUGAGAUUGUUCUCUUCCUGCCUGCUCUAUGUCGCAAAAUGGGUGUUCCUUAUGCCAUUGUCAGGGGCAAGGCCCGACUUGGCCAACUUGUGCGCAGGAAGACAUGUACCUGUCUUGCCUUCACCACAGUAAAGGCUGAGGACAAGCCGCGUCUCGCUAAGAUCAUUCAGACCGUGAAGACGAACUUUAACGAUCGUUACGACGAGAUACGUAAACACUGGGGCGGUGGAAUCAUGGGGUCGAAGUCACUUGCCCGUGUUUCUAAAUUGGAGCGAGCGAAAGAGAAGGAGCUUAAAUUGAAGAUGGUCUGA